Messenger RNA from Ruditapes philippinarum (Manila clam), 1011 nucleotides. RefSeq lists its product as uncharacterized. Bases 1 to 1011 code for a protein of 336 amino acids. Gene Ontology annotation, molecular function: DNA binding. Gene Ontology annotation, biological process: DNA integration; DNA recombination. NCBI's taxonomy places the organism in Eukaryota, Metazoa, Mollusca, Bivalvia, Venerida, Veneridae. The record is from RefSeq and is a predicted model, not a curated record. The transcript has 3 exons.
AUGGGUAAAGGCAACAAAGAAAAUGCUGCCCAACCAAUAACAGAUGAAGAGAUUGACAGGCUUUAUGAUACCGGCCAACUAGGUCUUUCUUCACCACAGUCAAUCAUCAACACUUUGUGGUUAACAUUUACCAUACAUUUCGGCAUGAGAAGUGUAGAAGAACACUAUCACUUAUGUUGGGGCGACGUACAAGUAAAGAUCGAUGCGGAGGGCACUGAGUUUCUGGAACUUACAGAGCGCCAGACUAAAACACGCACUGGAGACAGCGGUGGUUCUAGGAAGGUUCCUCCACGUAUGUGGUCUAGUGGAGAUGAGCGGGAUCCGGUAUCUGCCUACAGAUACUAUGCGGCAAAGCGUCCACAUAGAUUCAGUCGGGAUUCGGACCCAUUUUAUUUGGCACCAAGAACAACCCCACCUACAGAAUUUGACCAAUGGUUUUUAAAACAGCGGGUUGGAAUAAAAAAAAUUGGCACACUUAUGAAAACAAUGACUGUAAAAUCAGGCAUAACACGGCACCUUACCAACCAUUCUGCCAGAAAACACACUAUACAAAAGCUCAUGGAUUCGGACCAGGCACCUACUGAUAUUAUGCAGAUCACUGGGCAUGAAUGUGUACAAAGCAUAAUCAAUUACAGCAAUAUGUCUUUGAAAAAGCAAAAAACUUGCUCUAAUAUCUUAAGCAGAUCUGCCACUUCAUUGAGAUCAAUUAAUACAAAUAAAUCUGCAACAUGUACAAAUGCUUUUUACCUUGACAAUAGCACUUCUGUCCCAAUGCAGUCUCCGCUGCCUGUUUUGCCAUCUACACAAAUCGAACCUCCUGUCUCUGCUCCAAACACUCAGUCUCAGGUAGUCAAUGUUCCAACUGUUAAUUACCCCACCCAUUUCACUCAGGCUGGAAAUGCUCCAGGUCAUGUGCAGUCAAUGUUUUUUGGUGCUACUGUCCAUAUACAGAAUUUUAAUAUGUACAGCAUGCCUCCAAGGAACGAUCAAGACAGUAGCAGUCGUAAUUGA